AUGUCCGCCUCGUUCCAGAGCCUCCGGGCCAAGUACGGGACUGCGUUGAAACAAUUCGUCCAGUCGACCCGCAACUUCGAGGUUCUGGCCUCUGUCUCAGCCGAGCGAUCCCAGCAAUCUCCCCCGCAGGUGCUGUACGUGCUGGAUUCCUCCUUCAACCCCCCGACUCUCGCCCAUCGUCGCAUCGCCGGCUCCGCUCUCUUGGAGAAUCCCGACCGUCCGUCUCGGCUACUACUGCUGCUGGCCACCCAGAAUGCCGACAAGCCAUCGAAACCGGCUAGGUUCGAGGAUCGUCUGGCGAUGAUGGAGCUGUUUGCCCGGUAUCUAAUCGCGUACACGGGGAGUCUCCUGCCGGCCCCGGACCGACAGUUCCUCCCCGACGUCGACAUCGGGGUCACCAAGAAGCCGUAUUUCGUCGACAAGGCGGCCGAUAUCGACGCCGCCGGUGUCUACCCCGCGUCGCUCGAACAAGUCCAUCUGACGGGCUUCGACACGCUGAUCCGCAUCUUCGACCCCAAGUACUAUCCGCCCGCACAUACGCUGCAGCCGCUGGAACCGUUCCUCUCGCAGCACCGCCUGCGCGUGACCAUGCGUCCGGAUAGCAACUGGGGGAGUCGCGAGGAGCAGGAGGACUACCUUCGCACGCUGGCCCAAGGCGGUCGCGAGCAAGAGGGCGGCAAGCGCGAAUGGGCCGAGCGCAUUCAUCUGGUGGAAGGCAAGAAACCGGAGGAGCGGUCGGUGAGUUCGACGAAAGCUCGCGAGGCCCUGGAGUCCAACAAUCCUCAGGAUCUUGACUGGCUGGUUCCGCCCGAGGUGAGAGAUUUUAUCCUUGCGGUUGAACCGUACAAGGAGCAAUGA
Messenger RNA from Aspergillus steynii IBT 23096, 858 nucleotides. Its product is annotated as nicotinate-nicotinamide nucleotide adenylyltransferase. The coding region runs from base 1 to 858 and encodes 285 amino acids. Gene Ontology annotation, molecular function: nicotinamide-nucleotide adenylyltransferase activity; ATP hydrolysis activity. Gene Ontology annotation, cellular component: nucleus; cytoplasm. The transcript has a single exon. The record is from RefSeq and is a predicted model, not a curated record. Lineage: Eukaryota; Fungi; Ascomycota; Eurotiomycetes; Eurotiales; Aspergillaceae.